AUGGGGUCUUUCCAAGCGCUGAAUGGAACAGGAAGUUCUGCAUUGCUUGAGACAUCAUGUGGAUAUUUGCUACAAGAGUUAGAGAUGAUAUGGGAUGAAGUUGGAGAAGAUCAAUUUGAAAGGGAAAAGAUUCUACUGGAAUUAGAACAAGAAUGCCUGGAAGUUUAUAGAAGGAAAGUUGAUACUGCAAACAUUUCACGAGCACGACUACAUCAACAACUGGCUGAAUCUGAGGCCGAAUUUACACACCUUCUUCUGUCACUUGGGGAGAGAUCACUCCCCGGACGUCCGGAGAAAAUGACUGGAACACUUAAGGAACAGCUAAAAUCGAUUAGCCCAGCUCUAAAGGAGAUGCAGUUUAGAAGAGAAGAUAGAGUAAAGCAAUUCCGAGUGGUACAAGGGCAAAUUCAAAAGAUUUCUGCAGAAAUAGCAGGUCAGCCGGUGUAUAAUGAUUCAUUCUCAAAUGUGGUGGUAAAUGAGAAUGAUCUUUCAUUAAAGAAACUUGAGGAGUAUCAGAAUGAGCUCGAGAGACUUCAUGCCGAAAAGAGUGACAGACUCCGAAGAGUGGAGAAUUAUAUAAGCUUCAUCCAGAACUUGGCAGCCACAUUAGGAAUGGAUUCUUCCCAGAUCAUCACAAAAGUACACCCGAGCCUUAAUGAAUUAUCCGGGCUGUCAAAGAACAUCAGCGAUGGUAUUCUGGAGAAGCUCGAUAGCACUGUCAACUCCCUUGAAGCAGAAAAGCAUACACGCCUGGAGAGGCUUCAACAACUUGGUAAAGCAUUGGCCAACCUAUGGAAUCUCAUGGACACGCCUAGUGAAGACCGUCAACAUUUCUUUCACGUCACUAGUUUAUCAUCAAUUUCAUCGGCUGAGAUAUUCACUCCUGGUGGCCUAACUCUCAGCAUAGUGCAACAGGUGGAAGCUGAAGUCAACAGGCUGGAUCAGUUAAAAGCGAGCAAAAUGAAAGAGUUUUUCUUCAAAAAAAAAGCUGAACUCGAGGAAAUAUGCAGUCGAUCUCACAUGGAAAUUCCUUCUAGAUCAGAAAUGGAAAAAAUAAUUAACCAACUAAACUCUGGGGAGAUUGACCAUGCCGAUCUCCUCACAAGCAUGGAUGAACAGAUAUCGAAAGCAGAAGAAGACGCUUUUAGUCGGAAGGCCAUAAUGGAAAAAGUUGAAAAAUGGAUCUUAGCACGCGAUGAGGAGCGAUGGUUGGAAGACUAUAGCAGGGAUGAGAACCGCUAUUCAGUCAGCAGAGGUGCUCACAAGAACCUUAAAAGAGCAGAACGUGCAAGAAUAAUGGUUAAUAAGAUACCAGCUUUGGUGGAUUUGCUGAUAUCCAAGACCAAGAGCUGGGAAGAAGAAAGAAAUAAAGUUUUCUUAUAUGAUGAGGUUCCUCUAUUGGCAAUGCUGGAAGAGUACAAUAUGCUGAAGAAGGAAAAGGAAGAGGAGAAACAAAGACAAAGGGAACUGAAGAAGGUCCAGAGUAAAGUAAACAUUGAGCAAGACAUUCCCUUUGGAUCAAGGCCGAGCACUAGUAAUCGACGUCUAUCAGAUAAAAGCAUGAAUGGAGGUUUUGGCAAUGCUAGCCCCUUACAUAGAAGGGUUUCCCUUGGCAUACAACAGGUGGGAUCGAAUAACAUCAACUCACCUGCUCAUGGCCUAUCUUUCAUAAAAGGAGGAAAGAAAUCACAAAGACAAAGGAUUUACGCUCAAACAGGCUUCGGUUCGCAUCUUAGAGACGACACAGUUUUUGUGCUGCUUCUGUUUCGCGAUCUCCUCAAUUCAAAUCUCAAGUCAUCUGACAUCUCAGCUUCGACUUGGUUAUUGCUGUUACAAGAAACUGUAUACUUGGCUGCAUUCUCAAAGUGUGGAUUGUCAUCUUUAUAA
This is a messenger RNA of Fraxinus pennsylvanica, 1887 nucleotides long. The record is from the annotation of a GenBank genome assembly. NCBI's taxonomy places the organism in Eukaryota, Viridiplantae, Streptophyta, Magnoliopsida, Lamiales, Oleaceae.